AUGUCUCAGACAAAAAAGACAAAGAAGUCUAGUAAGGCUUCUCCAGCCUCUCAAGAAAUAACCACUUCAAUGGCAAUAUCCGAUUUAUCAAAGUAUUAUCAAUAUAAUUGCGACAAAUUAUUACGGCUUAUGUGGGAUAAAGAUUAUAUAAGACAGAAAUCAGCUCAAGGCAACAAAAAAUAUACUCCUAAAAUGGAUGAUUCUACAUUACGUGAUGCGUUAAGGCAUCGUGGAAUGGAAUUUGAAUCCGAGAUUAAACGGAAAUUAAAUGAACUGUAUGAGGUCAUCGAUUGCCAGCAUAUGUCACCGGCUGAUGCAAAAGAUGUCUUGAGAAAUGUUAAAGUCGGUCAAAUGUUGUAUCAAAUGAAGUUUGACGUACCUAAAGGAUUUUAUGAUGAAAUGGGUAUAAAAGACAUUGUGAAAUUAAAAGCUUUUAUACCAGAUUUCAUUGAAGUUAAAGAAGAAGAUGGCGAGAAAAAAUUGAUGGUUUACGAUGCAAAAGCCUCAAAAAGUGCACGCGUUCCUCAUCAGUUUCAAGUGGCUUCGUAUGCAUAUCUUCUUGAAUUUGUGAUUAAAAAGAUUCGUGGUCUUUCUAUUUCACGUACAGGUGGAAUCUAUCUUCCAUCCACGCAAGGUCCCUUCCAAUUACAAACAUUUCGUAUGGACUUUCUACUUCCAAAGAUAGAAAGGUUCUUUCAUGAUGAAUUGCCACGAAUUAUCACAGCACAAAAAGUACCUUGGCAUUACAAUGCAAGAUGCACAACUUGCGAAUUUGUAAAUGUUUGUAGAAAAGACGCUGAAGGUUCUAUUGCAAUGAUUCCUUAUUUGUCACUUGAGAAAGCCGAAGACUUGAAAAAUUUUAUACAAGAUUGGAAAUCGGGAGAAGAUGAAAUGGAUGCUACAAAUGGUUCAUCAUCAUCGAGUAUACAUGACGAUGAUGUUGAUAUUGAGGACUUGGCUGAUUAUUUUGACAAUUUAAAUAUUGAUGACAAAAAGUCCAAGGAAACUAAAAAAGUUGUAGAUACACGAAUUAAACAGAUCGUUAAAUAUGAUAGUAGAUUAAAUAGUUCACCAUAUUUGAAAGCCUUGGAAACCAAGCAGGCUCAGUUCAUUGGGGUUGCAUCGGCAAAUUUUCCUCAAAAAACCGAUCAUAAUCUGUUAAUUUCAAUGUCCACGGACCCUUUCUUAUCGCGUCCCUUUGGAUGGGGUUUAUGCCUUUAUACUAGUGAUGGAAGAAUUUUACAGAAUUUCAGACGCGCCGAAGCAAUUCCAAAGAAUGAUGAGUCUACUUUAACCUUUAUAAGUCUGAUGGAUAAGUUCGUAACUAUAUUGGAAAAGUCUUUUGAAUAUCUAUCGAGGGUUAAGUCAAGAGCCUGUGUCUUUGUUUAUGCCGAACAAGAAAAGCGGACCAUUCAAGAUGCUUUGCUAGAGAUCAUAUCUAUGGACCCUGAUACGAUUUCAAGUGCUGUGCAACAUACAGCUACAAGAUGUUUGUUUAAUUUAUUUGAGGAUUCAUCGUUGUUAUUAGGGUCUGGAAACAUGGAUGGUGGUGAUGUCACAGAACUUCCAGAUGAAUGGCGAGAAUUUCCUAGGUUGAUCAUUUUGGAACAAGCGAUAAGGGAGAAUGUUGCAAUUCACGUGCCCGGGUUUUAUCGCUUCGUUGAUAUUUGGCAACAACUGGUCAAGCCAAAAUUACAUGAUCAGGAAUUAUUGGAUUCCUUAGAACAACAUAUUGAGGAUAUUGAUUUAGAAGAUAUUUAUGCUUUAUGGGUUGCGGCAAGAAGCCCGAUAUCACGAACAAAUGAAGCCCAGUUAUUAAGAGUUGAUUUUGGAUGUGCAGUAAUAAAGGCUUAUUAUGAGCUGCUUAAGGAAUCAACCGAAGAUAUUUCUUCUAAAUUAUUAUUUACGCCACAAGUUUUUACCUUUACCGAAAUCAAAGCUUUUAAGCAUCAUUAUUUGGGAAAGAUCCAUUUUUUUAAACAAUUUGAAGCUGUGACUGAUUGUGCCAGGAUCAGAUCUGCUAGAAUAAAAGACUUUCUGCAAGGUGAAGCCGUGUAUGGAAUUCGACUUCAAUUUGAAAAAUUUACUAAAAAGGAUGGCCAAGAAUGGAUUGCAAAGUUUAAUCUUUUAAGUCGUGGAAGAGAAGGCAACAUCUUGGAAUAUAAUGCGCUUAAGGAAUUCAUUCUUGUCGAGGAUAAUCCGGAGGGAGUUUUGGAUGCUAUCCGAUUUCCGGAUAUGAAAUACCGAAACAAAUUUUUUGGAUAUCCCUUGUCGGUCGUAUGUCUUUAUGAUAUUAACAAUAGUGAUCCCCAAAAACGAGAGAUUUGGUUGAAAGGAGUCUUUAAAAAGAGGUUAACCGGCGAUUCGAAUAAUGUAUAUCGUCUAUAUAAACGUUACCUCGAUUUUAAUCUUGAUAAGGUGUUGUCGAUGUUGACUGAAAUUGAUGAAAGGAACGACGAUAAAUCAGUAUUUUUGGAUCUCUUGAAAGAUCCAAACGCGUGGGGUUCUCGUUCUCUAACCGAGGAAGUGGAGCAAUUUAAGGAAAUCAAAGCUACAGCUUUGAAGCUACGAGACGCCUUUUCGAUGUCUCCGUCCCAAAAAGAGAUCUCGGCAGAAUUAUUAGAGAAGAGACUUCAAAUCGUGUGGGGGCCACCCGGUUCCGGAAAAACACAUUUUCUGGCAUUGUUUAUCACUUGGUACUUGAGUACUGUUAAGCCUAAGCCAACCAGUGCCAACGCGAAUUACAUAAUCGGCGUAACAGCUUUUACGAGGGCUGCUAUCGAUAACUUGUUGGACAGGAUUUCAAGCGUACAAAUACAACGCCAUAAGACAGAUGAUUUUAAAAUCAUUCGCUUAGUCAAGGACCUGAAAAAGACACCCUUGAAUAACGGUUUGGAAGAAUGUAAAGCAGAAACCUUACCGAAAAAACUCGCAGGGAAUAAGAUUGGAAUGAUUGGAAAACCCGUCGUGAUCGGCGGUACAGUUUGGGAUUGGUAUAAAGUAAGGAGGGAAUCAGGAUCCGGUUGGGCUGGAUGUGAUAUUAUGAUAAUUGAUGAAGGUUCUCAGGCAAAUGCUAGCCUUGCAAUUGAAUGUUUGAACCCUAAAUCUGGAAGAUUGGUUGUUGCUGGGGAUCAUAUGCAACUUGGUCCUAUUAUUCAAAACACUUAUCCUGUAUUUCCGCCCGAUCACCCCCUUAUAUUUGGAUCGGUUCAACAAUGUUUGAUGCGUAGGGAAGAUGGUUCCGUUUUUCAUGAGGAAGAUUUCUUUUUGAAAAAGGGACAAAAGCAUGAUUUUGGGCCUCUUACAAUUCAACUCAGAGAUAAUUGGAGAAUGAAUAAAGAAUUGAAUUGUUUCUUCCAAAAGAUUUAUGGCGAUGACUAUAUUUCAAAACAUCCAAAUCAAAAACUCAUUUUUGAAGACCCAAAAUUAUCGCAUAUCAAGGAUCCGCUAAUACAAAGAAUUUUAUCACCGGAUUCAGCAAUUACGUUAGUAAAGCUUUCCGUGGCUGGUAAUAUCAAAAUAGGUUCUAGUCUCGUAUCAAGUCAAUUUUUGCAAAAUGAAGCAGAUGUUGUGGCAAAAAUAGCCUCGGCAUACUUCGAAUCUGCAAAAGAAUCGCGAGCGAAGACCAAAGCAUCAUUAUUUAUAGUCACCCCACAUCAUAGGCAACGAUUUGCGAUUCAAUCACGCUUGGUUAGAUAUAUGAAUAAUCAAGAUAUCAGUUUACAAAUCAAUACCGUAGAAAAGAUGCAAGGGCAAGAAGCGGAUAUCGUCAUAUCAUGUUUUGGAUUCUUGGAUUUAAAUGAAAUAUCAAAAGAAUCCGAAUUCUUAUUUGAUAGAAAUAGAUGGAAUGUAGCGAUAAGUCGAGCAAGAUGUAAAGCAAUAGUGAUCACUACCGAUGAAAUGCUUUACCCAAGAAGUAUAGAAAUCUUCGCCAACAAGAAAACGAGUGAAGGAUGGGUAUUCCUUAGCAUGGUGGAAAAAUGGGAUUUAGUUGAUGAUAGCGAUACUACUAGUUCUACUAAUAGCACCACUAAUAGUCAAGGAAGCAAGGAUGAUGACGUUAUAGAGUUACCUAAUGCAGGCGAAACUUUUACACCGACCCCUGAACAGGAAGUGCCACCACCACCAUCAUCAAAGAAGGAACUUGAAAGUAUUGCCACAAUUUGUGAGGAAGCGACAUCAACGAAGCAAAUCGUUAGAAAACCUGAGGCGCCUGUUAGAGAGCUCACUGAGGAUCUUAAAAAGUUUUUUUACGAUAUUCCUUCAUCAAGUGAUAAUACAGCAAAUAAUACAGCAAAUUUGUUUGCGAUCAAUUCUCCUUUCAAUAAUAUCGGCUUUUCUGGGACCUCCCUUUCAAACGAUUUUAUUUCUACUCAGACAUUUGAUAACUCUAUUUACGUUUUCAUUGAUAAUUCUAAUAUUCUAGCUGGAUUCAAAGCAAUUUGUCAAACUAAAUUUGGAAAACGCAGGCAAAAGGGUAAAAAGAUGCCCAUGUUAGAUUAUAUUGAACUUUUCAAAAUUAUAGAAAAGGGAAGGAAUGUCAAACGCAAAUUUUUAGCAGCUUCCAAACCAUUGUUUCAACCACUUACACAAGCAGAACUAGCCGGUUACGAAUGUGCAGCUUUACAACGCAUUAAUCAAAAAGAACAAUGUGUCGACGAGCUUAUCCAACUUCAAAUCUGUAAUACUUUGCUAGACGUCCAAUCGCCAUCUACUUUAGUCCUCGCUACUGGCGACGGAAAUGAUGCUGAAUAUAACGAAGGAGGCUUUUACAAAUGUAUAAAGAACGCUUUGGAACGUGGUUGGAAUGUCGAAAUCAUUAGUUGGAGACGCCAAUUGAAUCAAAAUUUUAUUCAGCUCUCGAAAGAAUGGGAUACCUCCUGCCAAAUCAUCCGUUUGGAUCCGUUUGCCUCAAAAUUGGGAUGUAGGAUGUAA
This is a messenger RNA of Funneliformis caledonium, 4935 nucleotides long. Lineage: Eukaryota; Fungi; Glomeromycota; Glomeromycetes; Glomerales; Glomeraceae. The record is from the annotation of a GenBank genome assembly.